Messenger RNA from Carica papaya (papaya), 768 nucleotides. The record is from RefSeq and is a predicted model, not a curated record. NCBI's taxonomy places the organism in Eukaryota, Viridiplantae, Streptophyta, Magnoliopsida, Brassicales, Caricaceae.
UUUACCCAGUUCAUUUCUAUAUUUUUCUUCACAUUUAUUCUCCUUUUCUUCAUCUAUGCAGCUGAGUAACUAUAGCUCCUUUGAGGGUGUUUUGUAUUGCAAGCCUCACUUUGAUCAACUGUUUAAAAUGACCGGCAGCUUGGAUAAAAGCUUUGAAGGAACUCCCAAAACUGUUAGGGUCGAGAGAUCUGCUGAUCAGGUCCACAGCAACAGCAGAGUUUCAAGCAUGUUUGCUGGAACUCAGGAUAAAUGUGUUGCAUGCAAGAAAACCGUUUACCCGAUUGAAAAGGUUGCAGUGGAUGGGACGUCAUACCACAAGGGUUGUUUCAGGUGCACCCAUGGAGGCUGUGUCAUCAGUCCCUCAAACUAUAUAGCCCACGAACAUCGUCUCUAUUGUAGGCAUCACCAUAACCAGCUGUUCAAGGAGAAGGGUAACUUCAGCCAACUUGACAAGCAUGAAAACACCAAGGAAGCCAAUGGAGAAACAGUCGCAUGAGUAAAACUCCGAAUCUUCUGCACUGGCGCAACAUUGGUGAUUGCUUUGAUAAUAAGUUUUGCUGACUCUUGAAGCAUAUGAAAAGAGUUGUUGGAAUUUCCUUGCAUGAGUUAUAUUUAUGUUAUAGUUGGGGAAAAUGAAUAUGUGGUAGAGGAUUUUGUUUGUUGGCUAAAAGUUUUUGUGUGAGCUUUAAAAUGGAUAUACUAGAGUUUGGUGUUUCAGUCCUUUUAAUAAAACAUUGAUGCCUUUUAUGUGAUUUAAAGCUUUGAUGA